AUGGCUCAGUCUCUGUCAGGGAAGUCCUCCCCAGAGGAAUCUGCAGAGAAAGACCUCUGUGUCUCUGAGCUUAAGGAGAAAGAGCUCUUUGUCGCUGAGCUUCAGAUGACCAAGGAGGAGUUUUUCACGCUCCUGAUUAACUUGGUGAAGCACGUGGACCUGACCUCAAUGCAGGUGGUCGUACCGGCGCUCCUGAAGAUGCUGAGGGAAAUGCCCGAGAGCUUCCAGAGUGCUUCCCAAGAGCAUCCCGAGAGCUCCGUCUCUGGUCCUGGCGGCGCUCAGGACCUUCCCGGCUCUCGCCCCGACUCUCCCUCUCUCACAUAUGUCGAGGAUGAAACCGAUAUCAUGGUGCUAAAGAAUGAAGUCCUCACGGAAAUCAUUCCCAAAGUAAGAAGCAGCAGGUUAUCAUCGACUGACUCAUCGUGCCCCUCAAGAAAGAGGUCCCAGUCUUCUCUGCUGAGUCAACUUGGCGUCACCGAGGACGAUAUAAAAGAAAGUGUUCAGGACACUCUGAGCAAAAUGCAUGUGAUUGGCUCCACCACUGGGUCCGCGGGAGAGCUGAUCAAUGCCAUUGUCCAGCAGAUAGUGGUAAGCAUUAAGGCUAGCCUAGCCGAGAUGAAGAGAACUACUGGUACCAAGUCACCGAGAGCGGCUGCUCUACGGAGGAAAUCCAGCACUGAUCAGCUGGUUCAAGAAGUGUCCAGAAAGCUCUUUGAGUUUGCAAGGGCACAAGACCGGGUCUGCAUGUCUGAGCGAGAGGUUGAGUCAUCUUUGGCUUCAACAGUGAGUGAAGCAAUGACUGCAGCGAUCCAGGCUUUGGAAAGUGGUUCGGAUGACCAGGAGACCAAGGGCAAAUGGGCAAAACGGAGUCUGGCACGCAUCAAAAGAGCUGUGCCAGCUCUAAUGUGCCAAUGUGCCAGCUCCAACGUGCCAAUGUGCCAAUGUGCCUGUUCCACGGGCGUUAUUUCGGAUGUGGAGGGUGAAAAGGAGGUCAAAGAAGUGCGCAGGGAAAGUCAGAGGCCUGAGCAGAGCAUCAAAACUGUUUCCAGUGAGGAAUUUCACAGCAAGGCCAAGAAAGCGGUCAGCGAUGUUCUCAUCGGAGAACUUAAAACAUUGCACUCUGCUCCUCGUGCUCCUUCCAGUGACUCCCCAGGAGCCGGAAGUGAGGCUUCAUCUUCACGUCCUCAGCCCGUCGAGGAAGCUGCUACCAUCCUCAUCGAGACAUUCGUGGACGAGAUGAAGAAGGUGGCUCAGUCUGCUGAAUAUGCGGAUGAGCCCGUGUCUCCUGACGAUCAUCUCCUCAGCCAGACACCCGGAGUCUCCGGUGUUAAAAAGAAGGAGACGGUUCAGUUGGCGGCAGCAAAGAUUUAUGGACAAGUCCAAAUGACACUGAAGGAUUUCUUCAAGAGGCUGCCCCUCCAGCAGAGCCAACGCUGCGCCACCACACUGAGAACCGAGGACCCACAGCAAUCCGACUCAUUGGCCCCGGAUGUCCACUCUGCCGGAGACGAACAGGAAGCAGAGCUCCCAGCAAGCAGCAGGAGUGAACAAGCUCUUCCUGUGGCCGAAGCACAGAGUCCGGUGGACAUUGGUGAGGUGCGGAGCGUCAGUGGGUGCCCUUUGACCCCACUUCAGCUGGCCGCCUGCACCAGAAAUGUGUUAAAAGGAGUGGUGGCCUCCUAUCUGUCUGGACCGGAGCGAACGUCGUCUCGUGAACAGGAGGCUUCACCAGAGCUGCUGGCAGCUAAGAGCAGUUUGUUAGAAGGCGUAAUCGUCCAGUUGGAAGAUAUGGCCGGCUCUAACUCCCAUGGAUGCAAUGAGGACGAUCCCUCAAAACUGACAGGAACGGAUGUCACUGGAGGGCUUAGUAAGCCCUGCUCACUUACUAGCUUGAGAAGAUUGUCCAGUGUAGAAUUUCAAAUGAACGCUUUUGAGUCGGUUACUAAUGUGCUUGUUGCUUCAGUGCGAAGCUACUCCUCCUUAAAAUCGUACGCUUCGGACAUCGACAAAGACGAAUUCCGAGGAGUACCAUGGAACGACUUUUCCUCCAAAGAUGUGGAUGCUGUCGUCACAGAAAUAGUCAAUCAAUUUGUGAGCGACAUACAGACGCAUGCUUUCCUCGCGUCUCCAAGUCCUGACCCAGUGGACGCCUGCUCAUCUGAAGCCGAGCCACAGUCAUGGAGGAGCAAGCUUGCCCUCUCAGACAAGCCAUUCAUUUCCUCAGCUUCAAAGAUGUAUGAGAAUCUGCUAGGUAAAGUUGGCAAGUUUUUUGCUCAGUGCUCCAUCAGGUGUAACGCCCCAGGGAAGCAGCGCACAGAUGAUGAGCAUGAGAUGGAUCCGUCUCUAAAUACCAAUGAUGCAACAACACAGAGCAACAACGAUACGGUGCUUGCCAAUCCUCUCAGCCAUAGGGAAGAUGUCACUAACAUGGCCGACCUUGAUGGCUGCACGAGAGACAUGAUGUCGGAACUUUUAACGGUGCUGGAUGAAGAGAGCGCAAAGGAGGACACCGAAAACCGAUCCGCUACCGUGACAACAGACAUGAUGGUGGACCCGUCCAUCCACCGUUUUGCUGAUGGAGAACAUUCUGAUAAAUCUGCUGAGAAGGAUUGCAGUGUUUCACUGACCUCAAUAACUGAGAUGAUUGAGGAAUUCUGCAGUGAGAGUGUUCAGAUGAAUGCGGUCAAGCAAGUCAGUGAAGUGUUGCUUCACUCUGCCAUCAACCUGUCAAGGCCUUCCAGCUCCUUGCAAACAGAGCACACUGCAUGUCAAGUGGUCAAAGCCGUUGUUGAAGGUGUACAGCAUAUUUUGGAGUCAACUUCAUCAUGCGUUACGAAGGAUAACACCUGCUCUGACAUCAAAGGAGACAGUGUGCCCAGUUCACAGUGUAAUGAGCGAACGAGGGAAGAUCUUAACAUACAAAUCUGGACAACCAUACGUGGGAUGUUCAGUACCUCACUGCGAAAAGUGAAGGAUUUGUUUAGGACGAGCCAGCCGCUUUACUCCAAGACCACAUGCAAAUCGUACGCACAUGCAAAGGAGGUUAUUAGCAAAGCGCUCCUCAGGAUUAGAGGAAGCCUUCUAAAGUCAGGGGAUCUUGACAGUCUAGAUAAUCUCAGCUUUGUUAAAGAGAUCAUAAAUAAUAUACUGGUAAACAUUGGAGAGGCGGAGGACCAUGCCGGACCAGAGCAAACCGCUACUGACCUCGAGAGACCGGCUUCCGCUUCAUCUAAAUGGUCAGAGAGCAGCUCCAAUUCUAGCUCUGAGAAUUUUCCCGGGGUUGUCACGGUAACAGAGGGACCUACGGAGGGCGCCGCAGAGGGACAGACGCACACGGACGUGAGCGUCAAAGACACGGAUGGACCCCAUGCUUGCAUAACUCAACAAGCAGUUGCUAGCGUGGUGAAAAUGGUGAAAGACCAGAUCGAUUUAGAGAACGGCGGGAAUUCUUCAUUACAAACGCAGGGUGGAGGUCUCAACUCGGUCGAUAAUAAACUUGAGGAAUCUCUUUCCCAUAAAGCCUUCAACUCCCUCACGGACGACUUUGUCGAUGAAAUUUAUGGCCUUUUCAGGAGCAGCAACAGAACGGCCGCCCGCAAGUCUGCGUCAGACUCCGUGCUUCUGGAGUUGGGGCACUGCAGUGCCUCAAAGAGACGCCUUGUCUCUCAACUCAUCCACGUCUACUCCGAGGAGACGGUGAAACACUACCUUCUUCCUCAUUUCAAUCUGCCUUCCUCACGGGGCGUCAGUCAGGGAGGUCUCUUAAGGCCUGCCUCGGCACCAGUGCGUUGUCCCGGCAACAGCUCCUCAUCUGAAACACCAGUCAAUGGACAAGCGACAACAAAGGGGCCAAGGCCCCCGUCAAAAGUCCUCUGUGACAUAAUGGGCCUCGUCAUUAAAUCCAUGGUCAAGGAUGUCCUGAGCAGCCUGGAGGACCGCUUAGGUCAGCCACUUAAACCCGUCCAUGAGAAUCUACUGGGCACCCAGAGCUCAGCUGCCUCACUUCAAGAGGCGGGUUCCGACGGACACGAAGAUGCCACAGCUCUCCCUUUUCCUAAGAGCACGCCAGUGGACUCCGACAACUACGCCGGCCUAGUCACCCUGCUGGUCGUACGGCUGAUGAUGAAGAUCGAGGGUCAAGGGCUGCAGUCUGAAGACAUGCUGGACAAAUCCAGGCAGCUGAUCGACAAGAUCUUGUAUGUUUUUGAUAUUGUCUCUGGGAGUUCGAGAACCGACCCCUUCCCUCUCAGCGUCAGAGUCCAUAGAGUAUUCAGAACUAUCUACGGAGAUCUCCUAGGUGAGUUUGGCACUGAGGAGGCCCUUUCGAAAGUCAUGGACGCAGAUGACGCUUCCUUUGAGAAGACCCUGGUGACCUCGAUCACUAAACAGCUCCUACGGAUGUGCGAUGAGGCUUCAGGCGCACCACCAACCUUGCUGAACAAGGAUGUGACGGAGGACCAGGCAGAUUCCAGUGUCCCUGUAACGAACAAAAAGUGUAGGAAAGGUAUUCUGAGAUUCCUACCAAGAAUUCCAAAAUUGAAGAUCUUCCAGAAGAAAUCCAAAUCAGCGAACAUGGAAGAUUCCCAGGACUCCAGCAAAGAUCAGACCAAAUCCACUGUCAGUACGGUCACCCUCAGAGGGAGUCCCACUCCCUCCCAGCAGAGGGCAGGAGGGCGCAAGUCCAACAAAUGCCCGUCCCUCUUCAGGAGACUCUCUGCCAUCAUCAGAAGGAACUCAGACCUGAGUAACUAA
This is a messenger RNA of Clupea harengus (Atlantic herring), 4752 nucleotides long. RefSeq lists its product as uncharacterized. The record is from RefSeq and is a predicted model, not a curated record. The transcript is spliced from 5 exons. The coding region runs from base 1 to 4752 and encodes 1583 amino acids. Lineage: Eukaryota; Metazoa; Chordata; Actinopteri; Clupeiformes; Clupeidae.